AUCUCCCAGCGCACGGGAAGGACAGGACAGAGACGCUUCUUAACCGUAUACUACACAGAUAUCUCACAACCAGUUCUUGCCUCCCCCUCCUCUGCCAUCAGCACCCAUCACUACUGUUCUAAACGUUGGUUCCUUCGAUUCUACGGCAUUCCGAGUUCCACUAACACGACGCUUCUCUUCAUAGUUUCCUUCUCGAUCCAAAUCCAGAGAGUCGCAGAAACCAGAAGAAAUCAGACGGCAUGAUCUCCUCUGCUUCUAACUCUCAGUGUUUUCUUCUAUUUCUGCUGCUUUUUCUUCUCCAGCCAUUCACCUCCCGUUCCUCGAGUACUACGGGUGGUGCAAAGGCCUCAUCUUUGUCUCUUGUACUGCCGCUAAGAGUCCAAAAGGUGCCAUCUUUGGCUCUCCGCAAGCCAUCCAACAAGCUCCUCUUCCACCAUAAUGUCAGCCUCACCGUCCCACUCGCCGUCGGCACGCCGCCGCACAACGUUUCCAUGGUGCUCGACACCGGAAGCGAGCUCUCCUGGCUCCUCUGCAACUCCUCCGCUGCCCACUCCUUCGACCCCAACAGGUCAUCAUCCUACCACCCUGUCCCCUGCUCCUCCCCGACUUGUCGCGACCGCGGCCGCGACCUCCCCAUGCCGCCCAUCUGCGACGCCUCCUCGCCCGGCGGUCGUUGCCAUGUUUACCUCUCCUAUGCUGACGCCUCCACCGCCGACGGCGCCAUCGCCACCGACUCCUUCCUCGUGGGCAGCUCGCCCUCACUGCCCACCGUUUUCGCCUGCGUGGCCUCCGCCUAUUCCUCCUCUGGCGGCGACACCGACGCCGCCGGGCUGCUCGGGAUGAACAGGGGAUCCCUCUCCUUCGUGACCCAGAGCGGCAUCCGCCGAUUCUCCUACUGCAUUCCGGAUCACGACGCCUUCGGACUGCUCCUCCUCGGCAACGCGGAGCCACCCUUCCCGCUGCCGUUCAAUUACACCCCUUUGAUCCAAAUCACCCUCCCCCUCCCCUACUUCGACCGGGUCGCCUACUCCGUCCAGCUCGAGGGCAUCCGCGUCGGCCACGCCCUCCUCCCGAUCCCCAAGUCCGUGCUCGUCCCGGACCACACCGGCGCCGGGCAGACCAUGGUCGACUCCGGCAGCCAGUUCACGUUCCUCCUCGGCCCCGCCUACGACGCGCUCAAGGCGGAGUUCUCGCGGCAGACCAGGGGCGCGCUCGCGCCCCUGGGCGAGCCGGACUUCGUGUUCCAGGGGGCGUUCGACCUCUGCUUCCGGGUGCCAGCGGCAAGGGAGGAGCCCCCACCGGGGCUGCCGGCGGUGGUGCUGCUGCUGCGAGGCGGCGCGGAGGUGGCGGUGGGGGGGGAGACGCUGCUGUACCGGGUGCCGGGCGAGGUGCGAGGGGCGGACGCGGUGUGGUGCUUCACGUUCGGGAACUCGGACUUGGUGCCACUGUCGGCGUACGUGAUCGGGCACCAUCACCAGCAGAACGUAUGGGUGGAGUACGACCUGGAGAACGCUCGGGUCGGGUUCGCGCCCGCGCGGUGCGACCAGGCGAGUCGGCAACUCGGUGUGGCGAGCCCGUGAUCACUAUUAACGAUCCGUCUUGUGGUAGUGUAAAUACGUGCGCAGUGGGUCCACGUGUAGAGGCGUGUAUAUAUGUACUACGUCGAGGCAGCUAAUAAUCGAGUCUUAUUCCUGA
This is a messenger RNA of Musa acuminata AAA Group (dessert banana), 1695 nucleotides long. Its product is annotated as aspartic proteinase PCS1-like. Bases 240 to 1580 code for a protein of 446 amino acids. The transcript has a single exon. The record is from RefSeq and is a predicted model, not a curated record. NCBI's taxonomy places the organism in Eukaryota, Viridiplantae, Streptophyta, Magnoliopsida, Zingiberales, Musaceae. Gene Ontology annotation, molecular function: aspartic-type endopeptidase activity. Gene Ontology annotation, biological process: proteolysis.